GUUGGCAUCUUCCAGUGUGACAGCUGGGCACUCUACAGCAGCCAGGCGCUUGAGCUUGCCCCGGGGGUGGUCUCGCGGGUCAUCCACAGCAACAUGAUGUGCGAGAUGGGAGGGCAGUUCAUCACCGCGCUCAACCUCGGCAUUUUCCUCGCUUUGUAUCGGCAAAUUCUGCAGGACGGGGACUUCCUGGGCGCCGAAUGGCUUGUGAAGGUGGACCCGGACACCGUGUGGGCGCCAGCGCGGCUGCAACACUACCU
This is a messenger RNA of Symbiodinium natans, 257 nucleotides long. NCBI's taxonomy places the organism in Eukaryota, Dinophyceae, Suessiales, Symbiodiniaceae. The record is from the annotation of a GenBank genome assembly.